Molecule: messenger RNA, 11976 nt
Organism: Oncorhynchus masou masou (cherry salmon)
Lineage: Eukaryota; Metazoa; Chordata; Actinopteri; Salmoniformes; Salmonidae
Product: apolipoprotein M-like
Exons: 7
Coding region: 7158-7628 (156 amino acids)
Biological process (GO): high-density lipoprotein particle remodeling; cholesterol efflux; high-density lipoprotein particle assembly
Cellular component (GO): very-low-density lipoprotein particle; low-density lipoprotein particle; high-density lipoprotein particle
Molecular function (GO): lipid carrier activity; phospholipid binding
Source: RefSeq, a predicted model, not a curated record
UGGUAGCUAAUCAUAUGUCACGUUACUUGAACCGCAGUUGCUAUCAUCAUAGGAGGAACUAGUUAGCUUUACAUGCCACACUGAAUAAUCGGUAAACACUGGUGAAAUCGGAAAAUUUAACUUCACAGAUAGGAGCGUUAAAGUAAUUCAUUAAGGUAAACGUAACCAUGGAGGAACCAGGUGCUGAUAUAGAGGUGACUGUCAAAACUUUGGGCUCCCAGAGUCGAAGUUACACUGUAGGCGGACAGUUGACAGUGAAAGAGUUCAAGGAGCACAUUGCCACUUCAGUGGACAAACAGGCUGAUCUACCAGGGCCGAGUUCUGCAGGAUGAGAGGACCCUGACAGAGUACAGUGAGUAAUGCUGUGUGUCUGGAGUUUCCUGGAAUCAGUACAAAACGGCCACAUGCUAAUAAACAUGAAAUUAGUCCAGACAGUUAUAUCUGGAGCAGCACACAGCUGCAGCGAAGCAUCUGUCAACACAGAAGAGAAACGCAGCAAACAGUCAUAUCUUUGUCUAUAUGUGAUAUAUAGAAUAACUCUCCUAUUCCCUUAUUCCAUGACUUUCAAGGCCAGUAAUGCACAGAUGUAAGCCUAUUAUACAACUGCACACCAUCAGAACUUGAGUAUCCAUCAUGUAAUUGCUGUAAGCCGUUUGGCUGCUUUGCACAUCACCUGAUAGAUUGAUGAAGCACCAGUGUCCUCCAAAUACACCGUAAUCAAUGAGCAACAGAAUAUAAUAUAUGGUUCACCGGCGGCCCUUGUCACCUUAAUUGGGGUGGACGUGCUCAUAGUAAUGGUUGGAAUGGAAUCAAUGGAAUGGUAUCAACACAUCAAACACAUGUUUUCCAUGUGUUUGAUGCCAUUCCAUUCACUACAUUCCAGCCAUUAUUAUGAGCAUUCCUCCCAUCAGCAGCCUCCAGUGAUAUUGUUGUAUAAUUUUACAAGAUGUCAUUUCCCUCUUCUAACAUGGAAAAAGAUGACCUCACUGCUUUCAGUGAAUACUUUUGUAUGAUUUUGUCAUUGUAUGAUGGUAUGGACAUCAUUAUUUAAGCAUUUAGCCUACCCACUGGGCACACCACGUGGUAUAGCCAGCAGCAUACCACCCUGCAUACCACUGCUGGCUUGCUUCUGAAGCUAAGCAGGGUUGGUCCUAGUCAGUCCCUGGAUGGGAGACCACAUGCUGCUGGUGUUGGGAGGCCAGUAGGAGGCACUCUCUAAAACAUAUCCCAACCCUGUGUUGGAUGCUGUCUUUUGGAUGGGAUGUUAAAUGGGUGUCCUGGCUCUCUGAGGUCAUUAAAGAUCCCAUGGCACUUAUCGUAAGAUUAGGGAUGUUAACCCCGGUGUCCUGGCUAAAUUCCCAAUCUGACCCUCAAACCAUCACGGGCACCUAAUAAUCCCCAGUUUACAAUUGGCUCAUUCAUCCCCCUCCUCUCCCCUGUAACUAUUCCCCAGGUCAUUGAUGUAAAUGAGAACGUGUUCUCAGUCAAUUUACCUAGUAAAAUAACGGAAAAAUAAAAUAAAAUUCAACUUGGGUAAUAUUUGGUUGAGAUGUUGAUCAAUGAGAUUAUGACCUAUAUUCACUCACUCGAAAAGACAGCCAAAAGUUAGUUGAAUUUCCAGUAUGUUAACACUAUGCUUUCAACCAUUUGAAGAGCACAGCCUAAUUCCAUUUUGAAAACAAUGUCAUAUUAUUGGUUUAGUUGUCACCCAUGACUUAAUCCCCAAAAGUAAUUAUUCAUCAUGACUGGGCCAUAAACAAUAACUAGUAAUACUGUAUAAUCCAAAAAAGGUUCAAAUUCCACCUUUCUGGUAAAAAAAAAUAUUAUAAGUUGUUGAGGUGUCGUCACUUUUGAGAGCACAAGCUCAAGUACACAGUACAAAUAUGAUAAAAAAUAAAAUAUUUUUUGAUGUAAUUUCUUACUCAGCAAAACUGCAUGAAUAUAGCUUGAAAUGACUUAUAUGCUUUAUAAAUAUAGCAUAAUCAAAUUAUAAUAUGACUAAGAUUUCACCUUCCUUUUAACUGUGAAAUGCAUAUUUGUAUGUUUAGUGUUAGAGAAAAUGGGCAUGUUUUCUGAAGGUCUCUCUUAAUCAAAACUGUGAACGUCUCACAGAGCUUUAGCUUGGCUUCCUGAACUCGUUAGGAACUUACCUUUCAUAACAUAUUAAUAUUCUCCAUCUAUGACAGAAAAUUGUUUUUUUUGUUUAAAGCCUUUGAAUUAUUUUACAUCAAUGGCUAUAAAUCGAUCUCUGAAUGCGUUACUGUGAUGAAAUAAUUUUCUCCUGCUGCGCUAGGAUGUUGGUUGCAUGUAAUGAUUGCAGGCAUGUGCUUUGUCAGUGGCUCAUUUGCUGUGAUGUGGUGUUCAGCCAGGAGUUGAUGAACAGUCCGAAAAGCGAUGUCACACAGGCUCAGUAAUACUAAUGUGUUGGUGUGAACCAGGGCUGUCGCUCAGUGGAAGCCAUUUUCGAUCUACGGUAUCCACAGAUCAAUUUAUAAGCUAAAAUGUCAGUCGGUACCAGAACCAUGCAGGACCCCUAACCAUCUUGCAGCAGCACAGCAAAGUUCAAAUGGGAAUACAAUGUCAGAAAUGUUGUUUAUUUAUACAACAGAUUGUGUUAUCACUGUGCUUCAUCUAAUAGCAGAACCAAAUGACCUGGGAUUGCAGUUUAGAUUACAUUAAAAAAGACAUGGGGCAAGUGAUCAAUUCCGUUUGAGAUGUUACGCUGAUUAUUACUGCAAUUGUGAAUGCUAUUUUAUGCAUGCUAUUGUGAACAUAAACACCUAUUAUGAUUAACCUACAUAAGAUAUUUAAAGUUACAGUAACCUCAAUGUGGACAGGAAUGUUACUAAUUUUAAGGUUGAAUGUUAAGUUAGUUUGUAAGCGCCUUAACUUUAGGCUAUUUACUGUUACAAAAGCAGUAUUGAAUUGUUUUUGGUUGACAAUACAACCAAAUAUCAACAUCCUAAAGAAUAUUUAUCUACAGCUUGGAUUGUUCCAUUUGAGCCACUGGCUGAAUCCUGUUCUUUAACUUUUAUUUGGAGAUGUGAAUCUAACAUACAGUGCAUUCAGAAAGUAUUCAGAACCCUUGACCUUUCCACAUUUUGUUAUGUUACAGCCUUAUUCUUAAAUUGAUGAAAAAGCCAGAAAGCCAAUCUACACACAAUACCCCAUAAUGACAAAGCAAAAACAGAUUUUUAGACGUGUUAGCAAAUGUAUUAAAAUAAAACUGAAAUAUCACAUUUACAUAAGUAUUCAGACCCUUUGUUGAAGCACUUUGGUAGCGAUUACAGCUUUGACUCUUCUUGGGUCUGACGCUACAAGCUUGGCACACCUGUAUUUGGGGAGUUUCUCCCAUUUUUCUCUGCAGAUCCUCUCAAGCUCUGUCAGGUUGGAUGUGGACCGUUGCUGCACAGCUAUUUUCAGGUCUCUCCAGAGAUGUUCGAUCGGGUUCAAGUCGGGCUCUGGCUGGGCCACUCAAGGACAUUCAGAGACUUAUCCCGAAACCACUCAUGCGUUGUCUUGGCUGUGUUGUCCCUGUUAGACUGGGGCGAAUGUUCACCUUCGAAGGUCCUGAGGACUCUAGAGAAGGUUUUCAUUAAGGAUCUCUCUGUACUUUGCUUGGUUCAUCUUUCCCUCGAUCCUGACUAUAUGACAAAGCCUACCAUAGUCAAUGCAGACGCCAGUAGUUAUGGGUUAGGAUGGUCCUACUACAGAAACACAGUGGACAGUUAAAGCCAGUAGCUUAUUGCUCCAGGACUCUCACAGAUGCAAAUAAGCGCCAUGCACAGAUCAAACUUCUUAUUCCACUAAUAAACUGUGAAAACCUUGACUUAGUGCCUGUCAGAGACGGUUCAUGAGCAUGAUGUGUUAUAACCCUACAGCCAAGUAUGUGCCAGGGAAACGGCUUGUUAUAGCAUACACCCUUUCCAGACAUCCCCAGUCAGCCGUUACACAAGAUAUCGCAGGGCUGACCAGUGAAAUCGAGGCCUAUAAGGAUGCAGUUCAUACAGUAAUGGCCUAUCUCAACCAACAAGCUGUACGUCGUCAAGAAGCAGACACAACAAGAUGCAGAGCUGCAGAUGGUGAAACACUAUGUGACAACAGGAUGGCCUAAGUAUGCAGCCAAAGUGCCAGACAAGGUGCAAGCCUAUUACACCCCCCGACAGAACCUCUCAAUGACACAAGGACUAAUGUUGUAUGGAGAUAGAAUAGUAAUACCACAAAAUAUGAGAACUGAAAUGUUAAAGCGCAUACUCAACAGCCAUCAGGGCGUUGUGAAGGGCCGGGAGCGAGCCAGAGGUAGUGUGUGGUGGCCUUGAAUAAGUAAAAACAGGAAAUGGUCAGGAAGUAGUCAGUACAUGCAAAGACUGCCACGAGUCCGAACCUACUCAGAGGAGGGAGCGUCUGAUCACCACUCCACUCCCCAGUCGCCCAUGGGAAAGAGUAGCAGCUGACAUAUGUGAGCUCAACAAGCAAAACUACUUGGUAGUUGUGGAGUAUUUUUCUAGACGUAUAUAGAAAUAUCUUACCUCAAAGACGUGUCAGGAGAAACUACAAGAGCUAAACUGAAGAACAUCUUCGCCUGUGUAGGAUGCCAAAAUAUUCUAAUUACAGACAAUGCUCCACAGUUCUCAGCUAAAGCUUUCACGCAAUUCUCUAAGGACUAUGAUUUCAGACACAUUACCACCAACCCUCCCUACGCCCAAGCAAAUGGUGAAGCAGAGAGAGCAGUGCAGACAGCCAAAGGGAUCCUGAAACAGGCUGACACAUUCCUAGCGCUCAUGACCUACAGAGCAACACCACAGCCCAGCACAGCUCCGCACCACAGUCCCCACCCUGGAGGUUAACCUACAACCAGCGUGGCCAGACCUCCAGCAGGUGAGACGUGUCGACCUAUAGAGCAAAGCAGAGCUUCAUGCGUGUCUACAACAACAGGUAUAAAGUCAGAACUCCUUCCAGAACUCCAGCACUGUCACACCCUGAUCUGUUUCACCUGUCUUUGUGCUUGUCUCCACUCCCCCUCCAGGUGUCGCCCAUCUUCCCCAUUAUCCCCUGUAUAUUUAUACCUGUGUUCUCUGUUUGUCUUGUUUGUCAAGUCAAUCAGUGUGUUUGUUGUCAGCUCCUGCUUUUCCCAGUCUCUUUUUCUCGCCAUCCUGUUUUUGACCCUUGCCUGUCUUGACUCUGAGCCCACCUGUCUGACCACUCUGCCUGUCCCUGAGCCUGCCUGCCAACCUGUACCUUUGUUACACCUCUGCAUUGUUGACCUCUGCCUACCCUGUGCCUGCCUGCUGUCCGGUACCAUUGCCCCACCUCUGGUUUACUGGCCCCUGCCUACCUUGACCUGUCUUUUGCCUGCCCCUGUUGGAAUAUUAAACCAUUGUCAAUUCGACUGCUUCAGUGCUUCCAACAGUGUGACACACCCAGGUCAUGCAUGGUUCCAACAGAUACGGGAGUGCUGUGCAGGAAUCCACGCCACCUGAAACUACUCCGCAUUGCUUCAGAGACUUGUCAAAAGGGUGGAGAGGAACACCCAGAGUGUGACACGGAGUUGCACUUACCUAUUCCAGAUGCCCACCUGUCACAGAACCAAAGACUCCAGUACACAGGACUUCUUGUGGUACAGUUGUCAAACCACCAGACAGAUACGGAGAGCAUAACGCACAGCCUGCAUAAUGUGACAGUAGAACCUCACUGCAGCUAUGAAUGUGACUGGCAGUCCACCCAGCUCACCUUAGGGUAAUAUAUAGUUAGUGUUGAAGAAACAACAACUGUUUUUAUGGAAUGUUAAAGACAGAAAAUUAGUUGAUGUUUCAUGAGUUGUUGAACGUUAAAGACAGCAAAGUUUGUUUAUGAAUUCAUAUGUUGAGGCAAGUUAAUUACAGAGUGAUGAACUAUAAACAUUGUGUUGUGUUGACAUUUUGGAAACAUAUGUCUUGAAAGGGUGAUGUGUUGUAUUGGAACUAUUUUAUUAUAGGGCAUGGCACAGGUAUGUUCAUGACGUCAUAUUAAAGGUGAUUGGGCAAGUCGGUCCGCGUGCAUCCGUCGUAACAUUGAAGACAGUCUCCUGUGUUACGUUACUUAUUAUUUUGUUAAAGUCAACCAAAGUGAUAUUCACCUCAAGAUUCUUCUCAUAAAGCAUAACACUACAGUGACCAUGAUGACAUCAUCCGGUGGUUGAAAUUUCACCCUCAAAACAACCGUUUAAGGUUGAAUACUUUUUUCAUAUCUAAUGUAUUUUCCACAUAGGUUCCACGUCACGAUUACAUUGACAAGUUAUGUUGAAACAAUGUUGAUUCAAUCAGUUUGUGCCUAAUGAUCAGAUAUGCUUUUCAGCAUUACAUUUGGAACUUUAUCGGUGUGAUGUUGCUGGUAUGUAUAGAGAGAGAGAAUUAAAUAAUGUCAGGCAUAUUCCAUUAAGAGACAAAGAACCCCUGAAAAGUUGAUCCGACUACACCAAUUGGAAGCAGUGUUCUCUUUGUUCUCCUCAAAACGUUAACACGAGUCAAAUGAAUAUGCACAAUAUUGUUAUUCACAAAUCAGAAAACAAGAACAUCCUAUGAAGGUCUACCUAUGAAACACUCAAAAAGUUGAGUUUGCGUGUGGUAUUGUGCCAGGGGUUUUUCCUGUUCAGGCUCACAUAUUCAGGAAAACUCUUAGCCCUAAUGAUUACAACAAGGAUAAUUCAUUACAUUGACACUGCUUGGUAGUUACUCUAGCGCUGUGAUACUGUCUUACAAAACAAGAACCUGUGGGAUGUGCAUAACCAGUGUAGACUGCAGAAAUGACAGUCAUAUUGAAACCCAUCCACCAACAUGGGGGCUGAUGGAGGGUGAGGAGAAUAGGUGUAGAAGCAGGCCUAUUUCCUAAAAUUGGGUAAAAGCUUAAACACUUCUUACUUUAAAGGCCACCCACCCAAAAAGACUUAUAGGUAAUAAUAUUGACAUUUUUUUGGUCCCGCUUCAUAAACCAUGGUACAAAACUGUUUUGGUAUGUGGGCCUUUGGACUAUGUGGGAUGGUGGAAAGUUGUGCUAACAAAAAAGUGGUUAAUGAUUACCACAAUCCUAAAAUGUUUAAAACACAGAAAGAUCAAGCCUAGAAAAAUCACUCAAUUACCAGGUUUCUUUUAGGCCACAAGUUGAUUUGAAGUAGUUCAGGUAUGUUAGAGGCCAAGGAAGUGUAUUCAUUCUUGCUCUUUGUGAAUGGGUGGUUGGGUCAGCUCUUCACUCCCUGCUCCCAACCAGUCUUCCUAUCUACAAGCAGUCUCAAUACCCGACAGUAUCUUGGCAAAUGGUACUUCAUUGCAGCGGCUAGUGUGAAGGAGUCGGAUGUGCAGAUGUUCAGACAGAUGGACAGCACUGUGUUUCACCUGAACGAGACCUCUGAAAAGGCACUACUGUUGACCGGAGCCAUGCGCAUGGGUGGUCAUUGCGUUAUGAAAAACUGGACCUAUACUAUUCAGUCUGUAAAAGAUUAUUUUACAUCACAAGGCAGGCCUGAGCUGCAAACUAGUGUGGAGUGGAGAGUGGCUGAACUGCAACCAGUGUAUCCUGCUGCAGGAGAUGGAGCGUCACUUGGAUCCACUAGAGACACACGACACCCUCAACAGAUACAUGCUUUACGCUCGUGACAGUGCCUUAUUGGAUAAAAAAGUGGGGAAGGCGUUUCAGACCCAAACAGCUUGUAAAAAUAUGGAUAGAUUUGUCCAUCUCCCUCAAGAGAAAGGUUUGUGGUUUUGGUACAUAAUCUAGCCUCACUACAGAACAAAUGGACUUGGACCACCAGAGAAAAUAUAUAUUUUCUAAUAUCUAAAAUAGCAUAUGUCUCAUUGAACUGUUUUAUUUAUGUAUAUAUAUAUAUAUAUUAUAUAUGUGUAUGUUUCUUUCAGAGCUUUGUAAUUUAAACAAGGCGUAGCACUGAGGUAAGAAUCUAAAUUAUUCAUUAACUUUUAUGUUAAUGCACUUAUCACUACUGCUCUUCCAUUUUGUGGUUAUUAGAUUACAUUUGCUCAUCCAUCGCCACAAUCUAUUACAGGCUGCCUGCUAUGUGUUGGAGUCUUCCAUCAAGGUCAUGCUAUGCAUCGAAAUAGGUUUCCUUUUGAGAGUUUAUUAUUAGCUUAUUGCCCACUCUAACUCAGAAACGUGGAACUAGUUCAAAUGAAGAUCUCUCCUCUCAUUUCCCAUGUGUAAUAGUAAAACAAAUGAACAGAAAAAAGAACAGCUACUCCAAGUCUAUUCCAAAGUCUCAGAAUGUUUAGAAUAGCACUAAUGACCCAGGUGUAGACUUCUCAGCAUUUUCCAUCGCUCAUUUAAACUUGCAGUGACAUGGCACACAGUUAUCAAGUUUUCGAAGAAGGGCCUAUCUCCAGGCAAAUAUUUCACUUUCACGCAUUUCUCUUUUUGUGAGAGAUGACUUAACUGUCAUGGUUCACUGAACUGCAUUGUUCCACUCUUUUGGCCUACCUCCAUCAAUGGAGGCUACUGAGUGGAGGACUGCUCAUAAUAAUGUCUGGAAUGGAGUCAAUGGAAUGGUAUCAAACACCAUCGACUCCAUUCCAGCCAUUAUUAUGAGCAGUCCUCCCCUCAGCAGCCUCCGCUGACCUCUAUCUAAAUACCAUUCAUCAAUUUAGAAAAGAAUCCAGGGCUAGUUUACCGGGGGAGUAGCCUCCCACGCAGUUACACUUAUAGUGCAGGGGAAAUUCCCAUGAUGCUGCAGACAGAGCAGAGGCUCAGAGCACACUGUCGUUCACAACUAGAGUGGUCAUCCACAGUUCUCUUCUUCAUUUGCUGUAAUGUAAUAAUACACAGGGUGACUGAAAGCAGAAACGGUGAAAUUUGCUUUCACCUGUCCUUUUAUUUCUUGUAAGGUUAUUUCUUUGACCUGCAGUUCGAAAUCAAGAAAAUAUGGAUAUAUGAAGGGGUAGACUAGGGAUUUGGGGUGCAUUGGAUACAUUGUACAUGUCAUUUCUAUGGCUUAAAUACUAUAACAUUUGAGACCAGACUCCCAUGUCUGGUCCUAUAAAAACACUACAUUGGCAAUAAACCUUUUCCUAUACAAAAGGGCAUUGAAAUAGAGAAUUCUUUGAGUUAAUAGUUUCUCAAAAUUUGUCAAAGCCAUUGAUUGAUGUAAAAUAGCGAGACUUUCAUCUGCACUGUCAUCAGUAACAAAGCACAAUGUCCAGUCAAUAUAUUUGACAUCAGGUGAUGUGAGUUUUUACUUGUAGCCUCAAGGAAAGGUCAAACAACAGUGGUGUCCUUUUGCUUAUGUAACCAUUUGACUCCUAUGCUGUAGCUCUGGACUCGUAUUCAUAAAGCAGAGCAGGAGUGCUGAUCUAGGAUCAGUUUUGCCUUUCAGAUAAUGAAUAAGAUUACAUAGAGAAGGAACCUGAUCCUAUCAGCACUUCUACUCUGAGAAGCUUUAUGAAUAAGGGCCCUGGUUAGAAAUGAUUGACAUACCAGGGGUUGCUACCAGUGACGGGAGACAAUCGAUGGCUGAGUUAGACAAAGUCAACAUGUAGCUAACAAUGUCACCAUUCAAGUACCUCUGUGUUUCCACUAUGCCCGGGGCUAAUAUGAAUGUCAGAAAAUAUCCUGAAAUCAUGAUGAAAUCCUUGUCUCUCUCCCUCCCCCUCUCCACUUAUCUCUCUGAAUUACGCACUUUCAAAGACUUGUGACGCACCAACAUGAAGACACUUGACUUCCCAGAUGCACUUUGGCAUGAAACAACUUGUUGACCGACAGAAAGUACAGAGUACAGUAUAAGAAUUUACUUCCUGUCUCUGUCAGAAUGACUUUAGAUUCUUACCUUUCUCUCACCUGUACGAUGUCCAUAAUAGGACAGCCUCAAUCUCAGCAGGACAUCAUUCAGUCUCAGUAGGACUUGUUUCAAUAAGUUAAUAUAGUUACAGUACGGCUGAGAUUCUAUUCCCAGUGUGUUCCUCUUCAUUUCAGUAUAGUUUCUCAAAUAUCAAUGCCAUUUACAGUAUAUGAAAACAUAUCUUGUUAAGCCCAAGAAUAGGCUGUCAAACUCCCCCGCAUAAUAUUUCAUUACUGUCAAACAAUGGUUCUUCCAGCCCACCUCUAACACAGCUGAUUGUUGUUGAGCAGUUCGCUAGUUAUAUUGAUGAGCAGUUCACUAGUGAAACACUAAUCAGAUGGUAGUGCUGGGCAGAAACACCCUUUAGUUCUCCCUGACCAGGAAUGGUGACCGCUGGUGUAUAUACAAUAUUGAGCCGAACACAUUCUACGAUGCUGUACAGAUUGAAAUCAAUGAUCCAAAACUGGACAGAAACUGAUCAAUGAUCUAAAACAGAACAGAAACAGAAUAGAAACUGAACAGAACAUGAUUAGAUUGAUACCAGAAGGUUUCUGGUUUCAACAACAACAGUGCCUGAACUUCUGCAUUUCAGGAAGAUGGGGAAAAGACUUAAAUGCUAACAUGAUUGAAGGCCUUGUCUGAGAACUUUGCCUGCAUUGGGUAAGCACCUAAACCGUCUGUGGCAUGUCAAGAAAAGCACAGGUUGAUUGGGGAUGCCCCAUGGAACAAGAAACCUAGAAUAGGAAAGUUACAUAGAAAUCUACCAACAAACGCUCUCUCCUUCUCUUGCUCUCACUUUCGCUCUCUCCACUUUCUAAAAGUUACUUUCAGUCCUGUUUAUGAAAUCAAAAGUGUUCAGCUUCACACAUCUGCAUUUCCAUACCCUAUGUCUAUUUCCAUACCCUAUGUAUCAGGAAUCAAGGUAAGGCCCAAGUGCAGACUCUGUGAAGUAACCAUGUUUAAUGACAGGUCAAGGCAGGCACGGGUCGAUAAUCCAGAGUGGGGGCCAAGGUACAGGAGGGCAGGCAGGCUCAGGGUAAGGGGCAGGGCAGACAGGCUCAGAGUCAGGACAAGCAAUGGUCAAAAUCAGGAGGGUGAGAAAGAGACUGGGGAAAAGCAGGAGCUGAGAAACUAAACGCUGGUUGACUUGACAAACAAGACGACCUGGCAACAGACAAACAGAGAACACAGGUAUAAGUACCCAGGGGAUAAUGGGGAAGAUGGGUGACACCUGGAAGGGGUGGAGACCAGCACAAGGACCGGUGAAACAGAUCAGGGUAUGACACUGGCUAUUUCCAUGCCCUAUGUAUGUAAAGUCAGAUUGAGUCACUGUGGCUGCCAGCUGGUUUAUGAAACCAUGAAGAAAACUCCCUGUCAUGGUUUUUGUACCUGUGGAACCCACUGACACUGACCUAUAAAUAUGUGUGGGAAAUCACAUGCCGCCCACAUCUGUCAAUGUUGUGCCUGACUCAUCUGUAGCCUUACUAGCCUAUUGUUCCUCGCCACAGGGAUGAUAGUGGUUCUGUCACCUUCUCUUUACCUGUACUGUCAUACUUGAGUAAAAUAAAAAAUACCUUAAUAGAAAAUGACUCAAGUAAAUGUGAAAGAGAAAUGCAUUUAGAAUCAGUUUUCAAAUUCAGUUAACACGUUGAAUAUGUGAAGCUAUGGUAAAUUUGAUAGUUUGCAAACUUGAUACGCAGACAAUGAAUGCAAUAUCCACCACAUUGAAACAGAAUAUAUAAAUAUUGAAUUUGAAUAUUCAAUUAAGUUUUAAUAUAAUUUUACAUCUGAAUGCAAUAUUCAUUCAAUUAAUUUUUCAAAUCAUGAAAAUACAAGUUAAAUGGAUUAAUUCUAUGAUUCAAUUUGUGCAUUACAAAUGUAAAAAUAUUGCAUUUGAAUUCAGUAUCUUAAUGCAAAUAAAAAAAAUGUUGAAUUCAAAUAUAGUUUCUGUUGUCAUUGAAAUUGCUCUGUAAUUGCUCCAAUCGUUCCUUUCCUGUUCCGCAUCCAAAAUGUACUUUUGGGUGUCAGGGAAAAUGUAUGGGAGUAAAAAGUACAUCUUUUCUUUAGGACUGUAGUGGAGUAAAAGUGUUAAAAACAUUUUGAAAUGGUAAAGUGAUCAACAUUAUAAAAAUAAAAAAAACAGCUGAAAACCUGAUGUUUCC